Messenger RNA from Oikopleura dioica, 1194 nucleotides. NCBI's taxonomy places the organism in Eukaryota, Metazoa, Chordata, Appendicularia, Copelata, Oikopleuridae. The record is from the annotation of a GenBank genome assembly.
AUGAUUGAAGAGAAAAUUGACGAUUAUAUUUAUGAAGAUGACGAUGAAAGCGAAGAGUACGAGGAUGAAUAUGAAGAUUUUUUGAAGAUGAAAGAAAAGUUUUCCGACGCGCUGAAUUUAGGACCGUCGUUUCUUGAACAUGAUGAGGAGUGGCAGAAAAUAAAUACAGUCAUGAAGAACCGAGUAAAAUACAUGAAACGCACCUGCGGUGUCCGAAGAAAAAUCCAAAACCUCGUCGAUCAAGAAGAUUUCGACGGCCUUCUCGCCCUCCAUCGCCAAAUUUACGACCUCGAAGGCCCUGCUCCUCAAGAAGAUCGUCAGCCGAUUCAGUGCAACUCCCCAAGUUUUUCGAAAAAGUACAAUAAAGCAAGAUUCAUCAAGGGAAGAUCGAAGUCGAAGAUUGAUAUUUUCUUCCAAAGAGAUUUGAAUUUGACGAUAUGUUUGCCUCCUAAAUGUGGAACGACGAAUUGGCAAAAUGCUCUAGCCUCUCUGAGUGGAGAUCACGGAAAAGGAACAAUUCCUCGGGCUGAUCCUUCCGACUACGGCGAUGCCAAACGAAUCAACGCAAUGUCUGACAUCAAAAUCGUCAACACCCGAAACCCCUUCCAGCGACUUGUCUCCGCCUGGCGAGAUAAAUUCAAUGUCAACAUCAACGCACGCCGUCAAGGGUUCUUUUUGCCUUCGAUAGAGACAUUUGAAGAAGGAUACGAACAUGAUGAGAAAUAUUCGUGCUCUUUUGAAGCUUUUGUUUCUUACAGAGCGGCGAAUCCAAGUGAAUUUUGCAAUAAUCGGCAUUGGAGAACGGUGUACUGGGAGUGCAGCUACUGUCACUUCAACUACGACAUGAUUCUCCACCUCGAAGAAGUGCACAACGAAUACAACUACACUUGGGAAAAGAUCGCACCAAUCAAACCGGUUAUGGAAGAUCAAUACAAAACAAGCCCCUUAGCUCACACGCAUCCAAGUGAAUUCUGGAAAGAUGUUCCAAGAGAUGUCGCCAAGAAGAUUUACAUGAUUUAUUUUAUGGAUCUGGCCGCUCUUGGCUACGACCCAGAAGAAUGCCUAAAAUACGUCUUCGCCGGCCCAGAAGACAAAAACGUCCUUUCCGAAGACGCAAUAAAUCUCGCCCGCUCAAAACUAUCCCACAGUGAUGUUUACAAAAACCAAUCGUUUUUGAACGAAAUUUGCUACUAG